Molecule: messenger RNA, 12951 nt
Organism: Sebastes umbrosus (honeycomb rockfish)
Lineage: Eukaryota; Metazoa; Chordata; Actinopteri; Perciformes; Sebastidae
Gene: nf1a
Product: neurofibromin 1a
Exons: 57
Coding region: 1-8331 (2776 amino acids)
Biological process (GO): regulation of GTPase activity
Source: RefSeq, a predicted model, not a curated record
AUGGCGGCUCACAAACCAGUGGAGUGGGUUCAGGCCGUGAUUACUAGAUUUGAUGAGCAGCUUCCCAUUAAAGUUGUUCACCAGAACACCCACACCAAAGUCAGCACAGAGCACAACAAGGAAUGUCUGAUCAACAUCUCCAAGUACAAGUUCUCCCUCGUCAUCAGUGGCCUCACCACCAUCCUCAAAAAUGUCAACAACAUGCGGAUAUUUGGAGAAGCUUCUGAGAAGAACCUCUACCUCUCCCAGCUCAUCAUCCUGGACACCCUGGAUAAGUGCCUGGCUGGGCAAUCCAAGGACUGCUUGCGUCUGGAUGAGACCAUGCUGGUCAAACAGCUGCUGCCGGAGAUCUGCCAUUUCAUCCAUACGUACCGCGAGGGCCACCAGCACGCCGCUGAGCUCCGGGCCUCAGCUUCAGCCGUCCUCUUCUCUCUGAGCUGCAACAACUUCAACGCCGUCUUCAGCCGCAUCUCCACCAGGCUACAGGAGCUGACGGUGUGCUCCGAGGACAAUGUGGAUGUUCACGACAUAGAGCUGAUGCAGUACAUCAAUGUGGACUGCUCCAAGCUGAAGAGGCUGCUACAAGAAACUGUGUUGAAGUUUCGAGCUCUCAAGAAGCCUGCCCAGCUAGCAGUCAUCAACAGUUUAGAGAAGGCGUUUUGGAACUGGGUGGAGAAUUACCCCGAUGAGUUCACCAUGCUUUACCAGCGACCACAGGCAGAUAUGGCAGAAGCUGCAGAGAAGUUGUUUGACCUGGUGGACAACUUUGCAGAGAGCGCUAAGAGGAAGGCAGCUGUGUGGCCUCUGCAAAUCAUCCUCCUCAUCCUCUGUCCAGAGAUCACACAUACCAUCUCCAAAGACACCGUGGAAGACAGCAAGGCCAACAAGAAACUGUUUUUGGACAGUUUGCGGAAAGCUUUAGCAGGCCAGGGUGGCAGCAAGCAGCUGAUGGAGAGCGCUGCCAUCGCCUGUGUCAAACUGUGUAAAGCCUCCACCUACAUCAACUGGGAGGAUCACUCCACCAUUUUCCUCCUGGUCCAGUCCAUCGUCCUGGAUCUCAAGGCUCUGCUGUUCAACCCAUCCAAACCCUUCUGGAGGGGGACAGGCAGCCAGAAUGCUGACGUGGAGCUCAUGAUGGACUGCUUCGUGUCCUGUUUCCGCAUCAAUCCUCACAACAACCAGCACUUUAAGGUCUGUUUGGCCUCCUCCGCCCCCUCCACCUUUCACUUUGUCCUGGUCAACUCGUUGCACAGAAUCAUCACCAAUUCCCAUCUGGACUGGUGGCCUAAGAUCGAUGCAGUGUACUGCUACUCUGGAGAGCUCCGCUUUAUGUUCUCUGACACCCUCACCAGAGUGAUCCAAGGCGCCGGCACCCACGCUCCACUACGCAUGACGCCGAGUCUGACAUUCAAAGGGAAGAUGACCACCAGCCUUAAGUUCAAAGAGAAAGCCACAGAACUGGACACUCGAAGUUACAAGUGCCUCCUUCUCGCUUUGGUCAAACUCAUCCACGCUGACCCCAAACUCAUGUUGCAUGACCCAGUGAAGCAAGCUCCAGAGAUGCAAAGCAGCACAGCAGAGCUCAUCACCGGCCUGGUGCAGCUAGUGCCUCUAACUAACACCACCCAGCUCUCACAAGAAGCCAUGGAGGCUCUGUUAGUUCUGCACCAGCCAGAGACCAUAGACCUGUGGAAUCCCGAUGCCCCCAUAGAGACGUUUUGGGACAUCAGUUCCCAGGUGCUCUUCCUUAUCUGCCGCAAACUGAUUGGCCAGCAGCUGGUCAAUGGGACAGAAGUUCUCAAAUGGCUGAGGGAGAUCCUCAUCUGCAGAAACAAGUUUCUGCUCAAGAACAAGGAGUGUGCCACUAUGGGCGGUGGUAUACCCAUCUGCCGGCAGGCGCAGACAAAGCUGGAGGUGAGUCUCUACAUGUUCCUGUGGAGUCCGGACACCGAGGCGGUGCUGGUGGCCAUGUCGUGUUUCCGCCACCUCUGUGAGGAGGCUGACAUCCGCAGCGCUGCAGACGAGGUGCCCGUCCAGAACAUCCUGCCCAACUACCCCACCUUCAGUGAACUGGCCUCCGUCAGCAACAUGAUGGGAACAGGCCGGUCCACCUUGCAGAAGAGGGUGAUGGCCUUGCUAAGGAGGGUAGAGCACCCUACACCAGGAAACAUUGAGGGUUGGGAGGACACAUAUGCUAAAUGGGACCACGUCACCAAACAGAUUCUCAACUUUCCUAAGAACAAGGCAGAUGAUGGCCAGCAGGAGUGGAUCAACAUGACCGGCUUCCUGUGUGCUCUGGGCGGUGUAUGUCUCCAGCAGCGCAGCACCCCCGGCCCAGCCACCUACAGCCCACCUAUGGGCCCCAUGAGCGAGCGCAAACACUCCAUGAUCUCCAUGGGCCCCUGCGACAUGUCCAACCCCGUGGCCUCCGUCUCCUCCUGCUCCUCAUUGGCAUCCAACGAGACGCCCGUCGGCCGCUUCCUGGACCGGCUGCUGGCCCUGCUGGUGUGUGGCCACGACAGAGUCGGCCUCCACGUUCGCACAAACGUGAAAGACCUCCUGGGGCUGGAGCUCAGCCCCGCCCUCUACCCCAUGCUCUUCAACAAACUGAGGAACAGCAUCGGCAAGUUCUUUGACACACAGGGACCGGUUCCGAUCAAUGACACUAACACCCAGUUUGUGGAGCAGACCAUAGCCAUCAUGAAAAACCUGCUAGAUAACCACACGGAGGGCAGCUCUGAACACCUGGGAAUGGCCAGCAUCGAGACCAUGAUGCUCAACCUGGUCAGGUAUGUGCGCAUCCUGGGCAACGCGGUCCAUGCGAUCCAGAUCAAAACCAAGCUGUGCCAGCUGGUGGAGGUGAUGAUGGAGAGACGAGAUGACCUCUCCUUCUGCCAGGAGAUGAAAUUCAGGAACAAGAUGGUGGAGUACCUGACCGACUGGGUGAUGGGAACCUCCAACCAAGCUGCUGAUGACGACAUCAAGUGUCUGACAAGGGACCUGGACCAGGCCAGUAUGGAGGCAGUAGUGUCUCUGUUAGCUGGUCUUCCCCUUCAGCCGGAGGAGGGAGACGGAGUAGAACUGAUGGAGGCCAAAUCUCAGCUCUUCCUCAAGUACUUCACCCUGUUCAUGAACCUGCUGAAUGACUGCAGCGAGGUGGAGGAUGAGGGCCAGGCAGUGGGGGGGCGAAAGAGAGGAAUGUCCCGCCGCCUGGCCUCUCUCCGCCACUGCACCGUCCUGGCCAUGUCCAACCUGCUCAACGCCAACGUGGACAGCGGCCUCAUGCACUCCAUCGGUCUGGGCUACCACAAGGACCUGCAGACUCGAGCCACCUUCAUGGAAGUGCUGACCAAGAUCCUGCAGCAGGGAACGGAGUUCGACACGCUGGCGGAGACGGUUCUGGCUGACCGCUUUGAGAGGCUAGUGGAGCUGGUCACCAUGAUGGGAGACCAGGGAGAGCUGCCCAUUGCCAUGGCACUGGCUAAUGUGGUUCCUGGGUCCCAGUGGGAUGAGCUAGCCCGAGUCCUGGUGACGCUGUUUGACUCCCGCCACCUCCUCUACCAGCUGCUGUGGAACAUGUUCUCUAAAGAGGUGGAGCUGGCUGACUCCAUGCAGACUCUCUUCAGAGGAAACAGCCUGGCCAGCAAAAUAAUGACCUUCUGUUUCAAGGUAUAUGGGGCAGCGUACCUGCAGAAGCUACUGGAGCCUUUAUUAAGAGGGGUCAUCACAACCCCUGAACACAUCAGCUUUGAGGUGGACCCCACCAGGCUGGAACAAGGUGAGAACCUGGAGGAGAACCAGAGGAACCUGCUGCAGAUCACUGAGCGCUUCUUCCAGGCCAUCAUCGGUUCAUCCAACGAGUUCCCCCCACAGCUCCGCAGUGUUUGCCACUGUCUUUACCAGGCUACUUGCCACUCUCUACUGAAUAAAGCAACAGUAAAAGAAAAAAAGGAAAACAAAAAAGCAGUGGUGAGUCAGCGUUUCCCACAGAACAGCAUCGGUGCGGUGGGCAGCGCCAUGUUUCUGCGUUUUGUCAACCCAGCUAUUGUGUCUCCCUAUGAGGCCGGCAUCUUGGAAAAGAAGCCCCUACCCAGGAUAGAACGGGGUCUCAAACUCAUGUCCAAGAUUCUGCAGAGCAUUGCAAACCAUGUCUUGUUUACAAAAGAAGAGCACAUGAGGCCUUUUAAUGACUUUGUUAAGAGCAACUUUGAUUCAGCCAGAAGGUUUUUCUUGGACAUAGCGUCUGACUCUCCACCCAGCGACUCGGUCAACCACAGUCUGUCCUUCAUCAGCGACGGUAAUGUGCUAGCCCUCCACCGUCUGCUGUGGAACAACCAGGAGAGGAUCGGCCAGUACCUCUCCAGCAACAGGGACCACAAGGCCGUCGGGAGGCGACCUUUUGACAAGAUGGCCACCCUGCUGGCCUACCUGGGACCUCCUGAACACAAACCUGUGGCUGACACUCACUGGUCCAGUCUCAACCUGACCAGCUCCAAGUUUGAGGAGUUCAUGACCAGGCACCAGGUCCAUGAGAAGGAGGAGUUCAAAGCCUUAAAGACCCUCAACAUCUUCUACCAGGCAGGAACCUCCAAGACCGGCAACCCAGUGUUCUACUACGUGGCCCGCAGGUUCAAAACCGGCCAGAUCAAUGGUGACCUACUCAUCUACCAUGUCCUCCUCACUCUCAAACCCUACUACGCUAAGCCCUACGAGAUAGUUGUGGACUUGACACAUGUAGGACCCAGCAAUCGCUUCAAGACCGACUUCCUGUCCAAGUGGUUUGUGGUCUUUCCUGGCUUUGCCUAUGAAAAUGUAGCAGCCGUCUUUGUCUACAACUGCAACACCUGGGUGAGGGAGUACACCAAGUACCACGAGCGGCUACUGACGGGCUUGAAGGGCAGCAAGCGGCUCCAGUUCAUCGACUCGCCGGCUAAGCUGGCCGAGCACAUCGAACCCGACCAACAGAAGCUACCUGCAGCCACACUGACCCUGGAGGAAGAUCUUAAAGUGUUCCAUAAUGCCCUCAAGCUGGCCCAUAAAGACACCAAGGUCUCAAUAAAGGUGGGCUCGACUGCGGUUCAGGUGACCUCAGCCGAGCGGACGCGUGUCCUCGGCCAGCCCGUCUUCCUCAACGACGUCUACUACGCCUCAGAGAUCGAGGAGAUUUGCUUGGUGGAUGAGAGCCAGUUCACCCUCACCAUGGCCAACCAGGGCACGCCGCUCACAUUCAUGCACCAGGAGUGCGACGCCAUUGUCCAGUCCAUCAUCCACAUCCGAACACGCUGGGAGCUGUCGCAGCCCGACUCCAUCCCACAGCACACCAAAAUUCGACCAAAAGACGUUCCCGGCACUCUGCUCAACAUCGCUCUGCUGAACCUUGGCAGUUCUGACCCCAGCCUCAGGUCUGCGGCUUACAAUCUAUUGUGUGCUCUGACCUGCACCUUCAACCUAAAGAUAGAGGGCCAGCUGCUGGAGACGUCAGGCCUCUGCAUCCCAGCUAACAACACCCUCUUCAUAGUCUCCAUCAGCAAGACUCUGGCUGCCAACGAGCCACAUCUGACACUGGAGUUUCUGGAGGAGUGCAUUUCAGGCUUCAGCAAGUCCAGUAUUGAGCUGAAGCAUCUGUGCUUGGAGUACAUGACACCGUGGCUGCUAAACCUGGUUCGCUUCUGUAAGCACAACGAUGACGCCAAGCGCCAGCGCGUCACCGCCAUAUUGGACAAACUCAUCACCAUGACGAUCAACGAAAAGCAGAUGUAUCCCUCCAUCCAGGCCAAGAUCUGGGGCAGCCUGGGCCAGAUAACCGACCUGCUGGAUGUGGUGUUGGACAGCUUUAUCAAGACCAGUGCCACGGGAGGCCUGGGCUCCAUCAAAGCAGAGGUCAUGGCUGAUACUGCAGUGGCUCUGGCUUCAGGGAAUGUCAAACUGGUCUCCAGCAAGGUUAUUGGUCGCAUGUGUAAGAUCAUAGACAAGACGUGCCUGUCGCCAACGCCCACACUGGAGCAGCACCUGAUGUGGGACGACAUAGCCAUCUUGGCACGCUACAUGCUCAUGCUGUCCUUCAACAAUUCCCUGGAUGUCGCAGCCCACCUGCCCUACCUGUUCCACGUGGUGACCCUGCUGGUAGCCACCGGGCCGCUGUCCCUUAGGGCCUCCACCCACGGUUUGGUCAUCAACAUCAUCCACUCCCUCUGCACCUGCUCGCAGCUCAACUUCAGUGAGGAGACAAAGCAGGUUCUGAGGCUGAGCCUGACGGAGUUCUCCCUGCCCAAGUUCUACCUGCUGUUCGGCAUCAGCAAAGUCAAGUCAGCUGCCGUCAUCGCCUUCCGCUCCAGCUACAGAGACCGCUCCUUCUCACCAGGCUCCUACGAGAGGGAGACGUUUGCCCUGUCCUCCCUGGAGACCGUCACCGAGGCCUUACUGGAGAUCAUGGAGGCUUGUAUGAGGGACAUCCCAGCCUGCAAGUGGUUGGACCAGUGGACAGAGCUCGCAAAGAAGUUUGCAUUCCAGUACAACCCGUCUCUCCAGCCCAGAGCGCUGGUGGUGUUCGGCUGCAUUAGUAAGAGGGUGAGCCACGGCCAGAUCAAGCAGAUCAUCCUAAUCCUCAGCAAGGCCAGCCCACUGCUCAGCAUAGACCGGGGUCUGGAGAGCUGUCUGAAGGGGCCGGACAAUUACAACAGCCAAGUGUUGAUAGAGGCCACAGUCAUUGCUCUGACCAAGCUGCAGCCGCUACUCAGCAAGGAGUCUCCCAUGCACAAAGCUCUGUUCUGGGUGGCUGUAGCUGUGCUGCAGCUGGAUGAAGUCAACCUGUACUCUGCUGGAACCGCCCUGAUGGAGCAGAACCUCCACACUCUGGACACAAUGCGCGUCUUCAAUGACAAGAGUCCAGAAGAAGUAUUCAUGGAGAUCAGACGUCCUUUAGAAUGGCACUGUAAGCAGAUGGAUCACUUUGUGGGCCUCAACUUUAGUGCCAACUUCAACUUUGCACUGGUGGGCCACCUACUCAAAGGCUACAGACACCCAUCAGCCACCACAGUAGCAAGGACGGUGAGAAUCCUACACACACUUCUGGCUCUCAUCAGCAAACAUCUGAAAUGUGACAAGUUCGAGGUCAACACCCAGAGUGUGGCCUAUCUAGCUGCGCUGCUCACCGUAUCUGAGGAGGUCCGAAGUCGCUGCAGCCUCAAACACAGGAAGUCACUACUGAUUUCUGACCUCUCCAUGGACCCAGUACCCAUGGACACAUACUCCAGUCACAUCACUGAUCCCAGCUGCAGAACUCUGCGAGAGACUCAGCCGUGGACGUCCCCUCAGGUUUCAGAGCGCUACCUUUCAGCCCAUCACUACCCCAUAAUCGGUCAGAUCAGCCCACGAACUCGCAAGUCCAUGAGCCUGGACAUGGGUCAGCCCUCACAGGCCAACACCAAGAAGCUGUUGGGCACCAGGAAGAGCUUCGAUCACCUCAUAUCGGACUCUAAAGCACCAAAGAGACCAGAGAUGGAGUCGGGUAUGACCACCCCUCCCAAGAUGAGGCGUGUAGCAGAGAAUGACUACGAGAUAGAGACGCAAAGAAUUGGAAACUCUCACCUUCGCAAGGUGUCUGUAUCAGAGUCCAACGUUCUGCUGGACGAGGAGGUGCUGACCGACCCAAAGAUCCAGGCUCUGCUGCUCACUGUGCUGGCCACCCAGGUCAAAUACACCACUGAUGACUUUGACCAGCGGAUUCUGUACGAGUACCUGGCUGAGGCUAGCGUUGUCUUCCCAAAGGUUUUUCCAGUUGUCCACAACCUGCUGGACUCCAAGAUCAACACUGUGCUGUCCAUGUGCCAGGACACCAACCUCCUGAAUCCUGUCCACGGCAUCGUCCAGAGUGUGGUGUACCAUGAGGAGUCGCCUCCGCAGUACCAGCCCUCCUAUUUACAAAGCUUUGGCUUUAAUGGACUCUGGAGGUUUGCCGGACCCUUCUCUAAGCAAACCCAGAUACCGGACUAUGCCGAGCUGAUAGUCAAGUUCCUGGAGGCGUUGAUUGACAGCUACCUGCCGACGGCUGAAGAGGAGCGAGGGGAGGAGCAGCUGAGGACGCCCACCUCGCCCUACCCCCCCACCAGCCAGAGCCAGCUCAGCAUCACUGCCAACCUCAACCUGUCCAACUCCAUGACCUCACUGGCCACCUCGCAGCACUCACCAGGUGUGGACAAGGAGAACGUCCAGCUGUCCCCCAGCUCUGCUCUGUCCAGCGGGGGUCGCACUCGCCAUGGUUCAGCCAGUCAGGUCCAGAAGCAGCGCAGCGCCGGCAGCUUCAAGAGACCCAGCAUCAAGAAGAUCGUGUGAUCAGCCAGAGAACAGCCCCACCUUCCUCCUCCUCCUCUUCCUCCUCCUCCAACUCUCCGCCCCCCCAGCCUGCCAGACCUCAUGCUGCACUCCACUUUCUACUCUUUUUAUUUCCUCCUCCUCCUCCUCCUCCUCCUCCUCCUUCAUGGUUGUUGCUCUGGCAGGACGAGUGAUUUUCUGUUUCGCAUCGAGGAGGAAUAUUAGCGAGGGCAAACUUGAAUUUAGUGCUGCUUGAGAUUUCUUUUCAAAUCUUUCAUUUGAGACAGCCGCGUGGUGGUGGAGGAGAAGCUCCCGGAUGUUUAAGCUCUUCUUCGCAGAUGUUCAGCAGCAGCGACGGAGGGUCACACAUGUGUAACUAUUGGGGAAAGACAUCCCUCUGAGCCUUGAUGGCAGUAGAGUCCCAACACCAAGGUCUAGUUUGGACACGUCCCAGACGGUUCACACAGGGAGGAACCAUAAACUGAAGUUUGAUCCGCAACACGUCCCGUUGGCCUUCCUUGUGACUAAACACUCCUGUGUCAGUGAGAUGGACCAAAUGACAGCUGCAGUGGGGGAGGGGGGGAGGAUUCUGAGAGACAGGACCUGCACUCUGGACCUGCUCGGACAUCUCAGCUCACCUCUCCCAGUCCUGUACAUAUUUUAUAUAGACAGAUUAUGUAUAACUAGUCCUUAGUGCUAAUUUAGAUGUUGACGUUUUCUCCAUGGUGUGCCUUUGUCAGGGUUUUUCAAUGUGUACAAUUUGUAAAGUAAAAAGUCAAACCUUGCUGGGGACAAAGAACAGGUACUAAUUAUGGAGGCGAGCCGUCCAUAUCACCACAAGUUCACUCGAGCUGCGUCAUGACGGGCCUCUAAUGAUCGUCAAAUAUACAAUCAUCCAUAUACCCUGUUGCCUGAAAGUAUUUAUCCUGUACAGCUAGAUAGUGCUACACAAAUCUUUCUUUUCAAACUCUUUCCAAAAAAAUCUUCUUUUCAAACACUUUCAAUGUAUCAACAGGAAGAUUGCAAAACACUAGGGGAAAUGUAACCGUUGUAAAUAGCGCCAAGCUUUUUUCUCUUUGUUUGUUUUUUUUGUGUGUUUGGCUUUUAUUUCGCUGUUUAAUGUCACUUAUUUUUUAGUAUGAACUGUGUUUUCAGCAGCAUAGCAUUUUAAUUUGUUUACACAGUGACAAGGAAAAAAUUGCGUAAUAGGCAAUAACUCUCAAACUCCUUCGUCAACCACCCAUUUAAUUUGUACAGCGAACAGGGAGAAACACAUCUCUACGUACAGCUCGGUGCAAUAUGAUGCCAACUCCUGAGUUGCCUGUUAAACAUGGAGAUUUAGCUCUCAUUGAUUACCUCCAAUGACCAUUUUAAAGAGAAGAGGCAGUGGACAGUGUGACGUAUGAUCCCAUCACACACACACACACACCUUCAUUUGUUUCACCUCAACAAUCUGAGCUGGACCCAGGACCAUCACAGGUUUGUCCUGUGGGGCUCCUGAAGGAAAAAUCCACCCUACAAGAGGACACGCUGUGUGUCACAAACAUUCUUUUAUGCAGAGUAAAACACACUAAACACUAAAAUGUUUUAUUAUUUAACAGCAUAGGCCCAUUUCAUCCCUUCCUGCUCAAUGCUGUGAGGGGUUAAAAGGGGUCACAGCAUCAAGACACUGAGACGUACUUAAAAGCUCUGGAAAAAGCUAGCAAGUGAACCUCGUCUUUACUAACUACUCUUUCCAGUUACACAUAAACGUUAACUUAAAAUAAACCAAACUUCUCCAAAGCGUUGCUGUUUGACGUCGUCUGAACACAGUCGGCCUUAAAUAAAGUUUUCUGAUCAGAAAAUAUAGGAUUAAAUUAAGAAUAUUAAGAAUGUGACCUGGUGCCAGCUGUCAGUAGUUGAUCUUUAGGCCCAUACUCUGCUCUACUGUUUGGUGGAUUCUCUUAUUCCAACACAGCUCAGUGUCUGGUUGAGGGUUUUCCAGCAUUUCUACAAUGUGGUGCUAUAACGGGAGUAUUUCACAGAUGUAAACAUCUGGUUUUGGUUUCACUCCCUUGAAAUCAAGCAGUGAUUCCAGAGGUCAUCAUUACAGGACGCAGGUCAACGCACCAGAUUCCUCAGUGUGAGAUGGUGGAUUUUUCCUUUUAAGAGCUUUAGUAAUAAUAAUUCAGGUUAUUGCUGCAGAGCCCAACUGUGUGAUUUUAACCCUCUGUACCCUUAGAACACAUCUGGGAGCAGCACAUCCUCUGCAUUACAAAACCAUCUUCGAAGAAUGCUCUUCAAGGAUUUUUAUUUCAACUCAUUUACUACAUAUUACAUCAACUAGACAUUAACUGCUGAAUGUCUUCUAACUAAAGCAUGCCGUAGCGGAGUGUUUCUAACCUUCCAGGCAACUGCUGGUUUCCUUUUUACUUCACAAUGUUUCAAAACAAUCAACUCUCAGAGAGUUGAAACUUGCCUGAGGUAGCUAAUCCAUCAAAGUGAACAUCUGUCUGUUGUCAGUGUUUACUUCUAGUAGCUUGUGUUAACACAGAAGAACCCAACACAUACUGUACACAUCUGCAUUGCUGACUCAUCUCGGCCCAUCUUCACAGGUCUGUCACUAUCUGUGUCAGUAGAGAAAUGUCAAUGAUGUGCUUGAGAUCAUUUAGAAACCGUGUCUCCGUCACACCGGAGAGCACUGACCAGUUUAUUUUACACUGUAAAAUGUUUCUCUCACUACAUGUGUUCAAUCGGUAUUGGUCUUACAAAUCCAGUGUUAAGAGUUUAAUCUGCAUUACCGUGCCACAAUAACAGCAGUCGUGAUGGUCGUUGUGAAUGGGGAACCAAUGGCUGCCUGAUGGGUAGAAAGGCCCACUGACAAGAUCUAAAACACAAUGGUUUAGUAGUAAAAUGGGUUUAAACAUACAGACGCUCUGGCCUGGGCCUGUAAAAAACAGCUAUGUGACAGCAGCUGUGCACACGCUGCCGUAGUUGGAGCAGGUGUCGAUCAGUGCUCGGCGCUAACAGCCUCCGUCCACGGCGCUGCAGGGUGGGCUCGUCAAAACGCUUCUAUCCUGCCUUAACAUCUAUGCAUGGCAAGAGUUGAGUGUUGUUGUACAACUCCAAGUGUUCAUGUUACCUUAUGGAUCCAUUUGUGAAUCAGUUCACUACUGAUUGUUUCUCUUGUAUUGUAGUCGUCUGAGGGGGGAUGUGUUAUGUUCUUCUGUCCAUGCAGCUCAACAUAUGAUCGUUAGGUUAAUUCCAUGGAAAGGGACAUUUUUCAUUAGAGACAGCCUUAAAAACAGUAUUUUGUAAUUCAACCUCAAAGAAUGACAUAAAGGGAAGACUGAAAGUAGCGAUUAAGAACUGAAGUCCAGUUUCAGCCGACGAAUGGCUCCAUCAGAAACGUGACUUUUCUCGUAGCCCUCCCAUCACUGACAGUUUGGCUCAUAUGAAGGAAUCUGGACCCUUGAGUUAGUUCCUACGAGGUAUCGUCUGAACACAUCUGAAGGCAAAAGUGUGAUACUCGUUCUGAAAAGGUUGAACAGUGUGUCCGUCAUAGAGAGGCAAUAACAGCAGACACUUUCCAACAGUCUGCUCUGCGGCGUUCACGGUGGCGUUCUCACACAGUUAGAGGGAAGUCCUGCCUACUUUCACACCUCCAUGACCCGGGCCAAUCGCUGCGUGAAGUGCACGUGAUUGUCUCUUUCAGACGCUGUUUAGACGGUCCAACAAGCACUUGGCUCGAAGCAUUCUUAUCUCAUGCUAUUGAACAAAAAAAUGAAAUGUGUCAAAAACUUUUAUGUCAGGUUUUCCCAAACUACCUUUUUAAGUUUGAUUGCAAAAGAGCUGGAGCACACUAAACUGGCUGAUGUGUUAUGUAGUGAAACAUGUAAAUAGGCCUAACCCCAGUCCAGAGUCAAGCAUGGACAUUAAGUGACACGGGAUGUUUGGAGCAGUGAUGUAUCGGUACAGAGCGGCUAUGAAGGUCCAGGUUAGGGUUAGGGUUGGGUUAGGAUUUUAGGAUCUAACAUCAGGGCCGCUGAAACUGUAAAAGGUACAUAUUUAUUCAGAUUUCAGUGUCCGACUCCAUAGAAACGUCUCAUGUUAUAACUCACUCCAUCAUCUCUACUCACCACUUCACCGUCUAACUCUUCUCAAAGCUACAUUCUCUGAUCUCUGUCUAAAACAAGAAUCAUCGACUGUACCUUUAACAAGACACAACCAGGAAAGAUCUGAAGGCAAGGUUUAUUCGAGUACCGUGUUAGCAGAUUGCCAUCGUUUCCAGGUUUUAGUUUGACUUGUGUGUGAAUGGAAAUAUUAAGGAUUAUGUAUCCAUAACCUCUUAAACAAGUGGUUGACUUGCACUAAUUUAAAAAACAGUCAUGGGUUUGUAAAGAUGAAAAACCUCAAAAUGUGGCAUGUUUUAUUUGAUGUUAUGCAAAAUCUAAUGUCUGUAGAGUAAUAGUCUGAGUUUUGUUUUAUUGCAGUAUGUGUGAUAAUUGUAAAUACUUUGUGUACAAUUUGAGAUGGUAUAUUUACUACACUGUACAUACAUGUGAUAUUGUAUCAUUUUGUUUUUGUAAAGCAGUUAGUUUCUGUAUAAUAAUAUACAAAUUGAACUAUUCCAGUGUUAGUAAUAAAAUGUUUUGCUCUCCA